Exophiala aquamarina CBS 119918 is the source of this 1050-nucleotide messenger RNA. RefSeq lists its product as uncharacterized. Lineage: Eukaryota; Fungi; Ascomycota; Eurotiomycetes; Chaetothyriales; Herpotrichiellaceae. The transcript has a single exon. Bases 1 to 1050 code for a protein of 349 amino acids. Gene Ontology annotation, molecular function: oxidoreductase activity, acting on the CH-OH group of donors, NAD or NADP as acceptor. The record is from RefSeq and is a predicted model, not a curated record.
AUGUCGGCGCCACUAGUAUUGGUCACAGGAGCAACGGGCCAUAUUGGCUUCGGAGUAUUGGCCCGACUGCUUAAGGACGGGUAUCAAGUUCGAGUCGCCAGCCGAAGACAGACCGCCGUGGAAAAGCUUCUUCAACUUCCUUCAAUCAAACCAUAUGCCAGCUCUGUGUCCUUCAUUGAAGUCUCCGACUUCCUGGCUGAGCACGCCUUUGAUGAAGCAGUCAAUGGUGUCGACUACAUAAUUCAUGUUGCCUCUCCCAUACCCGAUCCAGCACAUGGUGAGAAGGACUUCAGCGUCAGGACGCAUUACAUUGAACCAGCCGUACAAGGCAACGUGGGUUUGUUGAAAGCGGCCUCAUUGUCACCCUCGGUUAAACGCGUCGUUAUCACCUCCUCCGUCGCCAUUCUCAGACGUGCCCCUGAAGGCGAGUCUACCAAAGUUGGUCCCGAUGACCUUGCACCCCUUCUCGAGACCUCGGAAUGGGAAGAUACAAAAAGUGUUCACACUGCAUACGCCGAGUCAAAAAAACAGGCCAAUGAUGCUGCUGAAAAGUUCAUUGCCCAACAGACCCCACAUUUCGAUGUUGUCCACAUUCUACCUGGAUUUGUGCAGGGGCGCAACGAAACCGUGACAAGCGUUGAGGACCUUCGCGAGCUGCGAGUCAGCUCCAACACCGUCAUGGUGAAAUACGUCCUGGGCGCGAAAGAUGGUCCUUUAGCACCAACCAACCUAGUCCUCCUGGACGAUGUGGCUGCUGCUCAUGUGGCUGCGCUCUCACCCAAGAAUGCUACCAGUGGCGAGCGUUUCAUUGUUACCUAUCCCGAGGAGAUCCCCUGGAACACCAUUGACCCGAUCGUGAAGAAGCUAUUCCCUGCGGAAGUCGAGAGUGGGUUACUGCCACUGGGUGAGACACUGUCUGGGUAUUAUGUUCCGUACGAUGUGUCAAAGUCGACGGAGAAAUUGGGUGUCCAGUUCCGUGGGCCGGAGGAUAUGGUGAAGAGUCUUGUCGGUCAAUUAGUCGAAUUGAAGCAUGCGGAGGCCAAGAAUUGA